AUGAGUGUUGUCUUGCAGGAUAUUGUGUGUUCUGUCAAUGUCCAACAUAACUGCAUCGAUUCACAUUGCACCGACACUGCUCAGCAACCCAUAUAUCAAGAACGGACCAUAACAUCUCGCUCAAGGCCCAUCAUUCAACACAAGCCGACCCCACACUACCUCCUCAAUGUAUACUCUGUUCAUAACUACGACUACAUCAAUCUUGUUAUGCCCGAUACCCUUUGUGAGACACCACUGAGAGUGACCAAUGUGGCCGAAGUUCGAGCAUUGGCAGUGCGGCAAAUGUGGGAGAAGUGGAGCAGCCAAAAAAAUCCGGAAAUAUACCUCAACAAGGAAGAGGGUGAAACACAUUGA
Messenger RNA from Suillus subalutaceus, 354 nucleotides. RefSeq lists its product as uncharacterized. The transcript has a single exon. Lineage: Eukaryota; Fungi; Basidiomycota; Agaricomycetes; Boletales; Suillaceae. Bases 1 to 354 code for a protein of 117 amino acids. The record is from RefSeq and is a predicted model, not a curated record.